AUGAUCCGGGUUUCCUCUAAGGCCCCCGGGAACGGGAUACAAACAAGGUUCACGUACUCAGGAAGAGCAGUCGUUAACUUGGUCGUCGACAAGACCAGCGAGUAUUCGUCCGAAAAUUGGUACACCAGUGAUGAGGUCAAAGUCGAGGAUUGCACAGCAUUUGACUCUACGGGCGCCUGCGAUCAGAGGAACUUCGUGAGGGAGGAAGAGUCGGAGGCUGGUGGCCUCUGCGAUGACUGCACGCGGGAACAUGACGGGGACGUGUAA
This is a messenger RNA of Hypoxylon fragiforme, 267 nucleotides long. RefSeq lists its product as uncharacterized. Lineage: Eukaryota; Fungi; Ascomycota; Sordariomycetes; Xylariales; Hypoxylaceae. Bases 1 to 267 code for a protein of 88 amino acids. The record is from RefSeq and is a predicted model, not a curated record. The transcript is spliced from 2 exons.